GGAGUAGCAAGCCGCACAGCAGCGGCACGUUGAUGGGCACGCCUUCCAGGGGCACUCGCUGAGCUGCUUGACGUGAACUGCCACGUAUUGCAUCCUAGAAAAGCAUACGCCGCGCGCUGCAAACGCGUCUCUUGACCGUGACUGACCAUGGCGGUUCUCUCGCUACCCCUCUCGUUCAACAACUCGUUCUGGUCGCAGGACUACCGGCGGGGACUCGAGGUGCUAUAUGGCAAGUUACAGCAGGGUGUCGCGGAGAAUGAGGAAAUUGUAGCGUUCAUUAGGGCUCGUGCCAAUGCUGAAGCUGCGUUGGCGGAGUCGCUGACAGCCCCCAUGCCCACAGGCAAUAAGGGCACGGGAUUCGACGCCGACGAUGGAGCUUCCCUCCUUAUGGCCUUCCGUGGACUGCAGUCCGAAUCCAUUGCUCAGGGUAAAGUGCACGAGACUAUUGCAAAGGAGUUGGACAACCUCGUCGCUGAGCCAUUUGACGAAUGGGCAAAGGGCUAUAAGGAGAGACUGCGGCAGAACAGAGCAACUGUAGUGGACGGCUGGUUGCGUUCCUACGAGCAUGCACAAGCUGAUGUGAUCAAGCUCAAGAAUCAAUAUCUGUCCAAAAUGCGCCGCGCUGACGAGGCCGAGGACGACGCGAGGUUUGCCCCGACUGGCGAGCACGUAGACAAGUAUACUACAUCUCCCCGGCUGGGACCGAGGGACUCGCAUCGUGCGCCCCCUCAGAGGACCGCCAGCGUCUCCGAACGGAUCGCCCAGCGCCUCAAGGAGAUACAACGACGAAGCGCGGGUAGCGCAACAGGCCGCCAAGAGUCCAACUUCGUCAACGCCUCGGACGCCUCGGCUGAAGAGAAAGGCGACGCUGCGGCCGAGAACGACGAGCAGCCUUCCGCCCCGAAAGUUGACAAGGGCAAGGGCAAGGAGGUCGAUACCUCUGCUCAUGUGACCGCCUCUCCGCCGCGAAUCGCGUCCCCUCCCCCACUGUCGCCGCCUCUGCCACCGUCUCAUCUGCCCGCGGACAUUCACAUCCCACCGCCCGGCUCGCCUAUGCCGCCGCCCCCGCCUUCGCCGAUCGUUCUGGCGGGCCUGUCCCUUCCUCCGUCGGCCAUUUCGGGUCUACUGACUCGCGCCGCGGCGUCGAUGCCCCUGCGCCCGGUCCGGUUCCCCAUCCUGGGCGAGUAUCCGGACUGUUUCACGGGUGAGGAGUUCGUUAGCUGGCUGGUAGAUAACGUGGAGGGCUUUGGAGGCAGUCUGGAUAAGGCAGAAGACGCCGCCAAGGAGCUUACUGAGCGGGAGGGUUUGCUCAGGCGGAUUGGAGAGUUCGGGAACACGUUCGAGAACUCUGAUGAGGCGUUCUACCAGUUCAGACAGAAGGCAUUUGAACUGGGAGCAACGCAGUCCCAGCCUCAAGCUGCCUCUCCCAUCACAAGCCCGAGGAACUUGGCGCCCAUCGCGGAGGGCCUCGUCAAACGCGGCGGCAACUUCGUGAACCUUGUCCAGAAGGCGUUGAACGCGAAUGCGAACGGCGCCGCCGAGCCUGCGUUCGUUAAGCUGCGCCGCGACGCGGAGGCUGCCGACAAGGAGUACCGGAUUUCGGUGCGGAAGCUGGACCGGCAGAGGUUGGCGCUCGAGGAGAAGAUCGAGGAGACGCUGAAGAUGCUGCAGAGGUGGGAGGGCGAUAGGCUGAGGGCUGUGAAGACGGUGCUGCUGCAAUACCAGGGCACGCUUUCGAACAUGCCCAAGGCCUUGGACUCCUCUUUGGAGCGCUCGGCUACUCUCAUAGCUGCGUACCAGCCGGAGUCUGACUUGAGCGCCCUCAUCGAGCGCUACCGCACUGGUCCUUUCCGCCCGCAUCCGCAGAUAUACGAGUCUGUAUCGCGCGACGAGUCAGACGUUGUGUUCGGCAUUGACCUGCGGAAGUGGGCAGAAGGUGGGUGGGAUGUUAUCAACUCGGGUGAGGAGAAGAAGGAUUCGGAGUUGGUGCCUCCCGUGCUGUCGGCCAUGCUCAAGGCAUUGGGAAAGGCUUAUGAGAUGUUACCGAACGACGCGGAGAAGAGGAAGGCGUGGAUUUACGAGGUUCCCUUGGUUGCGGUUCAUCAUCUGAGGGAGAGUCUGAACGCUGUUCUCCCUGACCAAGCCAUUCCGGAGGAGCUGUUCAGGAGCUAUGAUGUCCCUGUUAUUGCGAGUUGCGUGAAACUGUGGAUGCUGGAGCUGGACCCACCACUUGGAUUGUGGGAAGGAUGGGACGAGUUCAGGAAGAUAUAUCCUACAGUUGGCCACUCGGCUAAGGAGGAUGGUCAAGUAAGCCCGGAGCAACAUAUGCAAGAACUCCAAGCUGCCUUGUUGAGGUUGCCCCGGGUGCACCUUUACGUCCUUGACUCGGUUGUCGGGCAUCUUAGGAACUUGAUCGAUUCGACCACAACGGAUGAAACCAACGAGGUGUACGUGACGAAGUUGGCUCUCACUAUGGGGAGAACUGUGCUCCGGCCCAAGUUCGAGACCGACGUAUCCAUCCAAGACCGUCACCCUACUCUCCUCUUCAUGGAUUUGGUCAACCAUUACUCUGAGAUCUUGCCGCCGACCAUCACAAAGAAGAAGCGCGAGUCUGAGAGGAAGAUACCUUUGCGGAAGCGGACCGCACCUAUCGAUAUGCGCAUGAGCAGAAGCAGGAUUUCAGUCAGUGGAAACGCCUCGGAGUUGUUACAACGAGCGAAGAAGCAAGCGGAAGCACUACCCGCUGUGCCUCCUGUCGAGAAGGCUGCAAGCCCCCCGCCUGUGCCUGAACCAAUUUCCAAGCCAGUGGCGCCUCCGAGCGUGCCGGUUCCCGCACCCAGCGACACGUCCGAGACCGCUAGUACGGUUACGGCGGAGACGCAUGCAACGUCUGUUGAAGAACCGGACGUCCCUCCGAGGCCAAAUUUCAAGGAGCCACCUCCGGAAGAUGACGACCUACCACCGCGACCAAACUUCAAGGAGCCGCCGCCCGAGGAUGACGAGGUGCCUCCGAGGCCCAACUUCGCCGACCCUCCACCCGAGGACGAGGAGAAGGUCCCCUCAGCUGCUGUGAUUGAUGCCACUUCUCCGACUAAGCCCGCAUCCCCACAAAUCCCGUCGCCUGAUAGGGAGACCCCGCCGAUGACGUCCAGGACUGCAUCUCCAGAGGACCAGCCUAUCAACGGCGGCAAGGUUUCGCUGUCGCGGACCACGUCGAGCGAUGCGAGUCGUGUCCGAGGCCCACGGACGUCUCGAGGCCCCAGAACGCAAGGGGGAAACGUGAGCAGCAUUGUCUCGAAUCUCAAUCGCAAAUCGGUGAGUUCACCGACGAGCCCUGGGUUCAAGCCGAGGUCGCCAGGGUCGCCCUCCCGCCCGUCAUCGGUGGCUAGUGACCGUCGCAACAGUAUUCGCCGGUCUGGUGCGUUUACUAGGAGAAACAUCGGAAGCGAUGCUGAAGACGAGAGUCGGAAGUAAUAUGAGUGCUGCAUGACAGAAUGAUAUAUGAGACUUGACUCGGUCUCUACGGACACGCUUUGCCUAUGUAACUUAAGUCUGCUCGUUAUGGUAGCACACUAUGCAGCCUGACGCGACUAUGUCAGGCUCAUUUUGUUUAGAUCUACGCGGAAUUCAUUGGAUAUUGCAGCCAUUUGCAGAUCGAUGGGCCCAUUUUUUG
This is a messenger RNA of Gloeophyllum trabeum ATCC 11539, 3673 nucleotides long. RefSeq lists its product as uncharacterized. Gene Ontology annotation, biological process: small GTPase-mediated signal transduction; cytoskeleton organization. NCBI's taxonomy places the organism in Eukaryota, Fungi, Basidiomycota, Agaricomycetes, Gloeophyllales, Gloeophyllaceae. The coding region runs from base 148 to 3474 and encodes 1108 amino acids. The record is from RefSeq and is a predicted model, not a curated record. Gene Ontology annotation, molecular function: GTPase activator activity. Gene Ontology annotation, cellular component: cell division site; plasma membrane; cytoplasm. The transcript has 13 exons.